GUACAAAGUAAAUCGUAGCAGCAAAGAGGCAACCGAAGCCUCACAAGACUACAAAACUUUGCAAAUUAUUGCGUGCUUUAGAAAAGUUACGCUCCAAAUCACACGCAUUUCAAGCAGUGUUGGUAUUGAAAUUAAAAGUAGUUAAUACAAGUGAGAUUAAAAUUGAAAGGAAAGCCACAAAUUAAAGUUUCGUGUUUAGGCAAAAAGUAAUUAAGCUCUCACAUCAAAUAAAUCAUCCAAAAGAAAAUGUCUUCAGCAUUCAGCAGUAUUUUGCAGACUUUAGGUCUCAACUCAACAUCCAAAAAAUCUGCUAGUGCUACAACAAGCCCAGCGCUACAUAAAUCUUUUCCACAGGAACCCAGCAAUGGUGUGCUACCACGCGGUCUUACAGAAAUACCACUCGCUGUUGUAGCGCAACAUGACGACUUCUCCGAUUGUUGGAUUGUCAUUUACGACCGCGUCUACGACGUCACACAAUUUCUGCGCGAUCAUCCCGGUGGCGAGGACAUCAUAAUGGAACAUGCCGGACGUGAUGCCACUUUGGCCUUCCACAGCACCGGCCAUUCACGAUCGGCCAUCGAACAAAUGGGUGAAUACCUAAUUGGCGAAUUACCUGCAAAGGAACGUAUUUUCCGAAAUGGCAGUGCAAAAGUGCUAUCCAUAGGUGUACCGCAGUGAAAAUGUGCUGACGCAAAGAGCAGAGGAUACUGGUGGAGAGAAAGAGUGAAAGUUAGAGUUAAUGAAUCCUUGCACACGACGCACUGAACUAGAUGCGGGUUCUACCUGUUGCAAAGCAUUUGCAUAUAUUUAAACGCUGAGCUACACCUUUAAUUCUCACUUCACUACUACUGACGCCCAACUGAUAACAACUUCCGAAUGACGAGUGCCACCCGAGUUCUUAUCAGCCUGUGGCGAGACGACAUACGCAUCGAUGGUACGCGCGACCCGGUAGCGUGCGUUGAAGUCGCACUCUUUCGAAUGUACGAAGAUAAGCACUAUAGUGCAGCUUCAGAUUGUCUGUACAUAUUUUAAUAAUUAGUAAAAACGCAAUUUCCAAAUAUUCAUGGUACAGAUGUAUGAAUGUGUGCACCAGAUCUUCAGCUGGAGAAUCAGCGGAAUUUGGCAGCAAAUUUUUUUCUCUAACAUUGAAGCUGUACAUUUUUAGAAUUCACUUUAACCCACUUUAAAAGUAAAUUAUAUAUACUUAUGUUUAAGCAUAAAUAAGUCGGGAAUAAUAGCUAUUGACUGCUUUCCUCUAUCAAAUUCCUAUUUUCAAUGUAUAUAUGUAUGUAUUAUAUUUGCAAUUAUUUCACUUCCUUAUG
This is a messenger RNA of Ceratitis capitata (Mediterranean fruit fly), 1322 nucleotides long. RefSeq names its product cytochrome b5. The record is from RefSeq and is a predicted model, not a curated record. The transcript has a single exon. Gene Ontology annotation, cellular component: intracellular membrane-bounded organelle; membrane. NCBI's taxonomy places the organism in Eukaryota, Metazoa, Arthropoda, Insecta, Diptera, Tephritidae. Gene Ontology annotation, molecular function: heme binding. The coding region runs from base 247 to 678 and encodes 143 amino acids.